Messenger RNA from Saxophila tyrrhenica, 417 nucleotides. RefSeq lists its product as uncharacterized. Gene Ontology annotation, cellular component: membrane. The coding region runs from base 1 to 417 and encodes 138 amino acids. The transcript is spliced from 2 exons. The record is from RefSeq and is a predicted model, not a curated record. Gene Ontology annotation, molecular function: carbohydrate:proton symporter activity. Gene Ontology annotation, biological process: transmembrane transport; carbohydrate transport. Lineage: Eukaryota; Fungi; Ascomycota; Dothideomycetes; Mycosphaerellales; Extremaceae.
AUGGCACCCAACAAACCAGCCAUGUUCAAGGUCCUCACCCCUCGCUUGGUGCGGGUGUACCUGUUCGCCUCGAAUUUCGGGUAUGACAACAACUGGUGGUCUGGUGUGAUCGCUCUCGACAGAUUCGUCCAGGACUACGGCAAGUCUCACGGUCCAGGUGAGGCCAGAACUCUGCCAUCGUCCUGGCUUUCGGCUGCGAGUGGGACUCCUCUGGUAGGCUGGAUCCUGGGAUGUGCUCUUGCGAGCUAUCUCAAUAGCCGAUUUGGGCGCAAGAAGACGCUUGUCAUUCUCUGCAUCAUCGCCCUUGUUGGCAUGAUCAUUCAGUGUGCGGUCGCCAACUAUUGGGCCCUUAUGGUGGGACGACUCAUCAACUCCUUUUCUAUGGGCAAGCCAAUUCAAUCUCCUCAGCCCUACUGA